GUGUGUGUGUGUGUGUGCAGGCAUUACCACAGCAUGGAGGUGUUCACCCUCUACGACCUGUUCACUCUCAAUGGGACUAAAGUGGCAGAAGGACACAAAGCCAGUUUCUGUCUGGAGGACUCGGAGUGCGAUGAAGGUAUUGAGAAGAGAUAUGAAUGUGCUAACUUUGGGGAGCAGGGCAUCACAGUCGGCUGCUGGGAUACGUACCGACACGACAUCGACUGCCAGUGGAUCGACAUCACAGACAUCAAACCUGGAGACUACAUCUUCCAGAUCGUGAUUAAUCCAAACUACGAGGUGCCGGAGUCGGACUACAGCAACAACAUCAUGAAGUGCAGAUGUCGGUACGACGGACACCGGGUCUGGAUGUACGGCUGCCAUAACGGUGAGGAAAAA
Notothenia coriiceps (black rockcod) is the source of this 396-nucleotide messenger RNA. RefSeq names its product lysyl oxidase homolog 2B-like. Gene Ontology annotation, molecular function: copper ion binding; protein-lysine 6-oxidase activity. The record is from RefSeq and is a predicted model, not a curated record. The annotation marks the transcript as partial. NCBI's taxonomy places the organism in Eukaryota, Metazoa, Chordata, Actinopteri, Perciformes, Nototheniidae. The transcript is spliced from 3 exons. Gene Ontology annotation, biological process: peptidyl-lysine oxidation; collagen fibril organization.